AUGGCCUCCCCCAACUCGUCCGACCUCGAGGCCCCGAGCUCGCCCGUCCGUGCCGAAAAGUCGUUCGUUUCUCACGUCGAAGAUGACGAUACGAGAAUGAUGGACGCAACUCCCGAGCCUGUCGAGAAGGUCUCUCGGUCCAAGGGCAAAGCGUCGCACGCCAAGGACCAAAAUACGCAGUCGGUCAUUGGCAAGAUUCGGCAUUUGAAGAAGGAGGACGGAGAGCCGUUGUGGCGAGCCGACAUCCAGUACGACUGGCUGAAGGCCAUUUUCGACGACGAGACCAAGGUCUUUACGAACAGCUACGAACCGGAGAAGCUUGGCAAACAGUGCUUUGCCGAUCUAUAUAUCGACACGAUGGCGAGGAGCAGCAAGACUAGCAAGGUGCUACGGGACAAACUCCUUAGUGAUCGGGAUGCCGCCAAGGGCAUGGCCAUGGUGUGUCUGCUUGUCAACAUCGGACGCAUGAAUACCACGUUGAACUUCUUCCCCGAGAUGCGAGCUCAACUACGCACAUACCACGCUAUCCCAUCCCUGCAGGCCCGUCAGGACCCUCACGCCUAUAAACAGCUCCAAGAUGCUCCUCGUCUAAAAUCGAUUCUCAAGGGUAGUAUGGAGGAUCGAGAAGAGCCCAACUCGCUUGUCGGCAUUAAAGAGGCGAACAUCCCCCGCACGAACCCCGUCGCUCUUCUGUUCAUCAUAUGCGCCGCUGCGCAGAAGAUCGCCGAGUUGCAUUUCCCCCAAGGCCAGGAGUUCCAUGACCUGGUAAUGAAGACGAACUUCACUAGCCACUCCAGGGCUAGGGCGUUCCUAUGGUUGAUGUGGUUCUACCUUGAGUCAGACUUUACUGAAGAGGGCUGCGAGGAAAACCCCUUUGGCCCCGGCGUCGACUACGGUCUCGACGUUGCGAACCAGGGAGUGCCUGUUCUCGAAGAGAUGUCGGAGGAAGAGAUUGCGUUGGAGAACGUCGAUACUGCCGAGGAAAUCGAGUUUGGCAACGAGAAGCAGAAGAUGAGAGCCAAAAUCUUGGAGGCCGAUCAAGCUUACAUCGCGGAUACCCAGGUCAAGCGAGGAUCCCGCAGCCGAAUGCUCGCGGACGAAGGACCUGCCAUCCUACCCCGUAUCCGCCCUUCGAAGCACGAGUCCGAUAUUGAUAGCACUAGGUCGACUCCGCCCCCAUCGAGGGUCAUGGCACGACAGGCGGCCAUUGGUAGUGCCAGUCGCCGCGGCAUGCCUCCCAAAUACACCAUCCUCGAGGCUUCCUCACCCGCCGGCCCCGGUCAGCUUGACGGCGUCGUGACGCGCAAGCCGCGCCCACCUACCGCGCACCAACUAGCCGUGGAGCGCCACCGAAAGGAGCAAGUCGACCAUAUCCUCGAUCGUGGUCUCCGCAAGCACUACCACAAGGUUCGCAAGCUCAGGCGCCAAGACGGUGCCAUCUACCGCGCUGCAGUCCGUAUCAAGGCCAUGUCGGAUGAGCUUGCCUUCCAAAACAGCGACGGAGAAGAUGAGCCGGGCCGCGGUAUCUUCUCCUCCAUGAAAAAGGACGAUUUCCCCUUCCGCUCGGCCGGGCCCGGCGGAUUGUGCCAGCUCAAGACGGAGCCGGACGAUUUCGGCGAAGAAACCAACACUUACUUCGCCGCCGUUCGCCGCGCCGUUCGGCGACUGAAUCGCUGGGCCGACCUCGAGGAUAAGAGCGUCAUCCGCCCGAUCAAGCGCAAGAGGGUCCAGCAACCCGAGUCCCAGGACCUUGGUGACGACGAACUCGACAGCUUCAGGGAGGACAUAGACAUUCAGAUUAACGGUCAUAGCACCAAGGACCACGAAGAGUCGUCGUCUCGCAAGGGCAAGAAGGAUAAGGCGGCUAGUGAGGAUGUUGAUGCCAAUGGCGACGUCCACAUGGAUGAUGCGGACGAGCAUGAUGGAGACAAGCUUACGCCGCGACCUGAAGAGGACGAUGAGAUUGAGGAGACGCCUAGGCCCAAGGCUCGGCGUGUCUCGGCUCUCAUUGAUGAGGCUGAUGCUGAUUAG
Messenger RNA from Scedosporium apiospermum, 2031 nucleotides. Its product is annotated as INO80 chromatin remodeling complex Ies1. NCBI's taxonomy places the organism in Eukaryota, Fungi, Ascomycota, Sordariomycetes, Microascales, Microascaceae. The record is from RefSeq and is a predicted model, not a curated record. The transcript is spliced from 2 exons. Gene Ontology annotation, cellular component: Ino80 complex. Bases 1 to 2031 code for a protein of 676 amino acids.